Messenger RNA from Lottia gigantea (owl limpet), 402 nucleotides. RefSeq lists its product as hypothetical. The record is from RefSeq and is a predicted model, not a curated record. The coding region runs from base 1 to 402 and encodes 133 amino acids. The transcript has 2 exons. NCBI's taxonomy places the organism in Eukaryota, Metazoa, Mollusca, Gastropoda, Lottiidae.
AUGGAAUAUCUGAUGGUAUUAAUCGUAAGUGUAAUACUGACUGUUACAAAUGCCAGUACCUUGAAAACCAACAUUCGGGAAAAACGUCAGACAUAUGGUAAUACACAAUACGAUCCAAAUGCAUAUGCUGCUUCCGCAGGUAAUACAUAUGACCCCAACAACGCCGCUGGUGCUUACCAACAGCAAUACGGCGCCCAACAAGCUUAUGGUGCUCAGCAAGGUAGUGGAUACGGACAACAGCCAUCGUAUUCCACAGGAAAUCAGGCAUACGGUCAACAAGCUGCUGGCUAUCGACAGCAAGCUUAUGGUGCAAAUCAGCAACCUGCGUACAGUGGUAAUCAACAAGCCGGCUACGCUGCUGGAAACUCCUAUGAUCCCGCUACUUAUGGAUAUGGACGCUAA